Molecule: messenger RNA, 1884 nt
Organism: Salvelinus namaycush (lake trout)
Lineage: Eukaryota; Metazoa; Chordata; Actinopteri; Salmoniformes; Salmonidae
Product: hemicentin-2-like
Exons: 13
Coding region: 1-1884 (627 amino acids)
Biological process (GO): cell surface receptor signaling pathway
Molecular function (GO): transmembrane signaling receptor activity
Source: RefSeq, a predicted model, not a curated record
AUGCAUAUUGUCAAGGAAGCCAAUGUGCAGGGGCACCGAUGUAACAUACAGAGGGGAGAAGUCACUGACUGGAAAUACACAUGGAGCAAGGAUGAUGUAGACUCAAUCAGUAGGAAGCAUGAAUAUGAGAUCAGAGAGGUUAAGAUUUCAGACAAUGUUGGCUACAGGUGUCUGGCCCUGCCCAAAGCUAAACUGACCAUAACACCAAACCCUGCAUACACUGGAGAGACAGUAACUCUGACGUGUUCAGUGGGGUCUGACAGUGGCUGGAGCUAUACAUGGUACAAAGACAACGCUAAGAAAGUAGUGACCUUGUCUAGCAGACACACCACAACAGGAGUCACCUUCACCAUAAAAAGAGCUGCUGAGUCUGACCAGGGUCUCUACUGGUGUCAGGGAGAGAUCCAGUCCAGAUCCAUAUCAUCAAUCAUCAGUGAUCCUGUCACUAUCACUGUGAAAGAGAGACCUGUGGCUGUUCUGACCCUCCAACCCAACUGGCCCCAGAUAUUCAGUGGGGAGACAGUCACUCUCAGUUGUGACAUACAGGGAGGAAGAGAGAUUGAGUAUGUUUUUUAUAACAGUGGGAAGUCGGUCUACACGAAUACAGAGCCUGAGUACAGAAUCAGUCCUGCAAAGAAUGGUCUAUAUACCUGUAAAGGUCUUCAGAAAACAAAUGGCUUAAAACACUCCCAGACCAGUAAUGCUGUACAAUUGACCGUGUUAGAUAAACCCCAAGCUGUCCUGAGUGUCUCUCCUCAGUGGCUGAACCCUGGAGACUCAGUUACUCUGAGCUGUGGGGUUAAAGAGUCAUCUACAGGCUGGAGGUUCUUCUGGUACCGAACUGUUCCCUACACAGCUGGGUUACUGUCCCUAUCGAACACGUCCUACUCUGUAGAGCCUCUAUCUGGCAGUGGGACUACUGAAGACUCCUACACUUUGAUCCCUGCUGGUCCUAGUCACACAGGAGGAUAUGUGUGUAGAGCUGGGAGAGGAGACCCAGUCUAUGACACACUCUACAGUGAACCUCAGUUUUUCUGGUCAGGAGAUCCGCAACCAUCAGUGUCUCUCAAAAUAAGACCUAACAGAACUCAACACUUUACAUCAACGUCUCUCUCACUAAGCUGUGAGGAGAAGAGGAACUCUACUGGAUGGAGACUGAAGAGAUACAGAGAGAAAGCAGUGGAGUCAGAGUGUGGAUCUAACUGGGGAUCAAUAGCAGGGUCCACAUGUACCAUCAGGUCCACAUACACAGGGGACAGUGGAGUGUACUGGUGUGAGUCUGGAUCAGGAGAGUACAGUAAUGCUGUCAACAUUACAGUGGACGUUGGCAUUCUGAUCCUGGAGAGCCCUCCCUAUCCCAUAACUGAGGGAGAAUCUAUGACUCUCAGUUGUACAAAUAGAUAUCAGGAAACAAACCCGAACCCCAAGGUUGAUUUCUACAAAGAUGGAGUACUCAUCAGGAAUGAGACCACAUUAGAGAUGACCAUCCCUGCAGUAUCCAUGUCAGAUGAAGGCUUCUAUAAGUGUAAAUCUAAUGAAGGAGAAUCACCAGAGAGCUGGGUGACAGUGAGAGAGUCAGGCUCAGGAGAAACAAUCCUAGUCGGAGUGGUUGUGGGCCUGGUUGUUGCUGGUGUUCUACUGGCCAUUCUCCUGGUACUGCUGUGUCAAUAUAAAAACGCCAAAGGCCCCCCCAGCCCCAGAGGACCAACCUGGACCCCCAACAGGACCAAUGAUCUACCCAGGGCCAGGCUCCUGAUGCUGGGUGGCGCUAACAUCUAUGAUACAACCACUCCCUCAGACAGUAAUGACAGCGAAACAUCAACUCCACCUGAGGCAGAUUCAGUCUAUUCUCAAGUGAAGCCAGGCACAGCACCAGGUCCUUGA